AUGUUGCUACUUCAGAAGUUUGAUAUUGAGAUCAAAGAUAAGAAAGCCACUGAGAAUGUGGUGGCAGACCACCUGAGCAGGAUCACGCAUGAAUCUAAUGCAGAUGAGGACUCAUUGCCUCUGCGUGAUAGCUUCCCUGAUGAGCAACUUUUUGCUCUCAACGUUUCUGAGCCUUGGUAUGCAGAUAUUAUUAACUAUAUUGUGUCAGGCAAAAUACCAAGCGACUACAGUAGAGCUCAGAAGGACUUGGUGAAGACAACUAAGCAUUAUGUGUGGGAUGAGCCUUAUCUAUGGAAACAUUGUCCAGAUUUGUUGAUACGAAUGUGCAUUCCUGAAACUGAAUUUCAAUCUAUUCUCACUUUUUGUCACUCACAUGUAGAGGGAGGUCACUUUGCUGGAAAGAAGAAUGCAAUGAAGUCGAUUAUGUUUCAAAAUGGGUUGAAUUCACUGUUUGUUAGAUUUGGUACUCCCAGGUACAUCAUCAGUGAUGGAGGGUCUCAUUUUUGUAACAAGUCUUUUGCAGUUUUGCUAAGAAAAUUCCAUGUUCAUCAUAAGGUGACAACACCUUAUCAUCCUAAAACGAGCGGGCAGGUAGAAGUAUCCAACAAGGAGAUCAAACAAAUUUUGGAGAAGACUGUUGAACCAACCCGGAAAGAUUGGAGUCAACGCUUAGAUGAGGCGUUAUGGGAAUACAGGACAACAUACAAGACACCGAUUGGGAUGUCUCCUUAUCGAAAGGUGUUCAUUGGAAGUUACAACUGA
This is a messenger RNA of Argentina anserina (silverweed cinquefoil), 762 nucleotides long. RefSeq lists its product as uncharacterized. NCBI's taxonomy places the organism in Eukaryota, Viridiplantae, Streptophyta, Magnoliopsida, Rosales, Rosaceae. The transcript has 3 exons. Gene Ontology annotation, molecular function: nucleic acid binding. The record is from RefSeq and is a predicted model, not a curated record. Bases 1 to 762 code for a protein of 253 amino acids. Gene Ontology annotation, biological process: DNA integration.